UAAAAAAGCCCUGCUUGCUUUCCCCUUGUAUGGUGACCAAACAUCGAGGGAUCUUUUCUUAGUAGCUGUUUUGAGAAAAGGGGCUGCCCGACAGCAGCAAAUCAACCUCCAAAUCAUAUGUCUGGCGCUAGAAACAUGUAAGGGGCGUCUCCCUCCUUUUCCUCAGAAGACUAUGCCGGCUAGAAAUAACCGUAAGCCACUUCAUUCUUGAAGGGACAGAAUCGAGAGAGGCAAGCGGGCAGAAAAGCAAGCAGCGCAUGCGCCCAAAGCAACCGCUACAACGGUUUUUCUCUUCGACUUUCCGUUGUCCCCAGGCGCGCGCGCGCGCACCUGAGGGCCAGCGUGCCUUAGCGCAACCCGCCUUUUUAAACGUACAAUCAGGAGUGGGCGGGACCCCGGACCAAAGCCUAUCGGGCGCAAUCUUUUGGGCGCGAGCGGCGGCCAUGACGCAGUCAGUGGUGAUUCAGGUGGGACAGUGCGGGAACCAGAUAGGUUGUCGUUUCUGGGACCUGGCAUUACGGGAACACGCCGCCGUUAACAAGAAAGGAAUUUACGAUGAAGCAUUAAGCAGUUUCUUUAGAAAUGUGAACACUAGAACAGUUGGUGAUGAUGCUGACAUUUGCAGAGGAAAAAUCUGCUCCUUAAAAGCACGUGCCUUGCUCAUUGACAUGGAAGAGGGUGUAGUUAAUGAAAUUCUGCAAGGACCACUGAGAGAUGUCUUUGAUAGCAGGCAGCUAAUCACAGAUGUUUCUGGCUCAGGAAACAACUGGGCUGUGGGUCAUAAAGUAUAUGGCUGUCAAUAUCGAGAGCAAAUUGUUGAAAAGCUGAGAAAAAUUGCAGAGCAUUGUGACUGUCUGCAGUGUUUCUUUGUCAUUCAUUCCAUGGGAGGAGGCACAGGAUCGGGUCUUGGGACGUUUCUGCUAAAGGUGCUAGAGGAUGAAUUUCCAGAAGUAUAUAGAUUUGUUACUUCAGUUUAUCCAUCUCGUGAGGAUGAUGUCAUUACAUCUCCUUACAACAGUGUGCUGGCUAUGAAGGAACUCAGUGACCAUGCAGAUUGUGUAUUGCCAGUUGAAAAUGAAUCUUUAUUUGAUAUAGUUAGUAAAAUAAAUCAGAUGACCAACUCUGGAAAGUUAGGAUCAGCUAUAAAGCAAACCAGCUUGCUGACUUCAAGUGUGGGUGCAGUAAACCAUAAUCAGGAGAAGCCCUUCGAUGCCAUGAAUAAUAUUGUGGCUAACUUACUGUUGAAUUUGACAAGCUCUGCUAGGUUUGAAGGCUCUCUUAAUAUGGAUCUUAAUGAAAUCAGUAUGAAUUUGGUCCCCUUUCCUCAACUUCAUUAUCUUGUUUCCAGUUUGACUCCUCUAUAUACAUUGGCUGAUGUUAAUGUUCCCUCUCGAAGACUGGACCAAAUGUUUUCAGAUGCUUUUAGCAAAGAUCACCAGCUGUUACAAGCUGACCCAAAACACAGCUUGUAUCUUGCCUGUGCCUUACUCGUCAGAGGAAAUGUGCAGAUUUCAGAUCUUCGUAGAAAUAUUGAAAGGUUGAAACCAUCACUUCAGUUUGUCUCUUGGAACCAAGAAGGUUGGAAAACUGGUUUGUGUUCAGUACCUCCUGUGGGCCAUUCCCACUCUUUGCUAGCGUUGGCCAACAAUACCUGUGUGAAGCCUACUUUCAUAGAGCUCAAGGAGAGAUUUAUGAGGCUGUACAAAAAAAAGGCUCACCUUCAUCAUUAUCUCCACAUCGAUGACAUGGAGCAAAGCUGUUUCUCUGAAGCAUUCUCCUCUUUGUCAGAUUUAAAAAAGGACUAUAAUCAACUAGAUGCUUCUAACUGUGGACCAGCAAUAGAUCCACCAAGACUGAAGAUAGCAAUGUAACAGUUGAUGGGCUUGUUAAGGAGAACUUUAGAAGGUGACACAUUAGAAAACUAUGCACUGACAAUCUAGUGCCACACGAAGGACUGUUAUGUACAGUUCCAAUGGGGAAAACCAGACAAUAUUUUCAUUUAGAUAAGCUCAACAGAUUAUAUUUUACAAUGAUUAGGAUAAAUGUCAUUCUGAAAGGAUAAUGAAAAUACUGUUUUACAUCAGAUUUCUUGUAUUGCAGAGACACUAGAUUUCAUACAUCAUGGAAUAAAAGGGAUAUUGGAUGUUCCUGUUUGGUAUACCUCUACAUAUAUGUAUUGGAUGUGCUUUUAAUGUAAAUACAGUACUAUGUUUGAAGAUAGGUAUUGUGUGGAAGGAAAUAUAUUUUGUGAAUUUUUAGCUUAUUUGUAAAUAUUUGCCAUAAAUUAUACUGCUGUUAAAUUUUUCAUUUGCAAAGUAAAAUACACAGCUAUAGAAAAUGCGA
Molecule: messenger RNA, 2343 nt
Organism: Pogona vitticeps (central bearded dragon)
Lineage: Eukaryota; Metazoa; Chordata; Lepidosauria; Squamata; Agamidae
Gene: TUBE1
Product: tubulin epsilon 1
Biological process (GO): microtubule-based process
Cellular component (GO): microtubule
Molecular function (GO): GTP binding
Source: RefSeq, a predicted model, not a curated record